CAUGGGUCUCACAUUCUCAAAGCUGUUUGACCGACUAUGGGGAAAGAAGGAGAUGAGAAUUCUGAUGGUUGGUCUUGACGCCGCCGGAAAGACCACUAUUCUCUACAAGCUCAAGCUCGGUGAAAUUGUCACCACCAUUCCCACAAUCGGCUUCAACGUUGAGACUGUCGAGUACAAGAACAUCCAGUUCACAGUGUGGGAUGUUGGUGGGCAGGACAAGAUCCGACCUCUUUGGAGGCAUUAUUUCCAGAACACCCAGGGUAUCAUCUUCGUUGUCGACUCCAACGACAGAGAUCGUAUCGUCGAGGCACGUGAAGAGCUCCAGCGCAUGCUGAACGAGGAUGAGCUCCGUGACGCUCUUCUCCUUGUCUUCGCCAACAAGCAGGAUCUUCCCAACGCCAUGAACGCUGCCGAAAUCACAGACAAGCUUGGUCUUCACAGUCUCCGACAACGCGCCUGGUACAUCCAAUCUACCUGCGCUACUUCCGGUGAUGGUCUCUAUGAAGGUCUCGAAUGGUUGAGCAACUCUCUCCGCAAGGCUGGCCACAACUGAGCGCUGUGUUCUUGGAAGUACUUGACGAGUGGUGUUGCAAAAAUUGGUCAUACGAUAAUCCUCUCGUCUUUCGCCUCACAAAUUUGCAAGUCCAUGUGUCUACGAGAAAAAAGACUACACAAGCCUGCGGUGGUUCAUCCAUGUGAAGGGUCACGUUCACUGCAGCCAGCUUGAUCGGGUGAAAAAUGCUCCAACCACGCAUAUGAAAUGUUCAUUGUUCCCGGCUUGUUACAAAGGUCACCUUGGGGGGAGUUUCUUCGAUAGGUAGUUUUGUUGCGAUUGCUGCGCAUGCCAUUGGCUUCGGGGCGGCAGGACCGACACUCUGCAAAAUCGAAGCGAAAGGUUGUGAGCAGUGAAUAGAAUUUACUUUUCGCAAAUAUACUAUUCUCUGCCAGGGAAUAAUCGUGUCUGCCUACCUGCUACUCCGUACAUGCUGUGAGGAAAGC
This is a messenger RNA of Exophiala viscosa, 999 nucleotides long. RefSeq names its product ADP-ribosylation factor. Lineage: Eukaryota; Fungi; Ascomycota; Eurotiomycetes; Chaetothyriales; Herpotrichiellaceae. The record is from RefSeq and is a predicted model, not a curated record. Gene Ontology annotation, biological process: vesicle-mediated transport; intracellular protein transport. The annotation marks the transcript as partial. Gene Ontology annotation, molecular function: GTP binding; GTPase activity. Gene Ontology annotation, cellular component: plasma membrane; cytoplasm. The transcript is spliced from 5 exons.